Molecule: messenger RNA, 2586 nt
Organism: Synchytrium microbalum
Lineage: Eukaryota; Fungi; Chytridiomycota; Chytridiomycetes; Synchytriales; Synchytriaceae
Exons: 8
Coding region: 1-2586 (861 amino acids)
Biological process (GO): signal transduction
Molecular function (GO): 3',5'-cyclic-AMP phosphodiesterase activity
Source: RefSeq, a predicted model, not a curated record
AUGGCUUCUCGCACUGUUUCCUUUGCCGCAGACGGCAAUAAAGAUGUCGAGCUGGGAUCAGAUCUACUUGAUAACUCAAGCUCUCCUUCUUGCUCUACAGCAACAUCCUCUCCCAACGUCAACUCACACAAGAGGAAGAUCUACGGGCACCAACAUCACAACAGUGCCAGUGACGAGGCGCUGAUCGAUACUAGUAUACGAAAUAAGCUGUUUGCCGAACCUACUUCAUACGAAACCAAUAUUACCCGGAGACAUAUUCCAACCACAUUCGAUACAUCACCAACUUCACAUUCUCUGGCAAAGAGAAAGGGCAAAGUCAUUGAUGACAACUUCAACGUUCGAGACCCAAUGACGGGAUCAGUCGUGGAUCACACCCACCUAAUAGCCCAAGAUCCACGAGCAUUCUCUCACAAAACCCUCUCGUUCGAAGAUCCAGACAUGGAACGUAAAUACCAACGAUACUUUAUAGACAGGAAUUUAACUACAUGGCGGAUAUACGCCAUUAUCGGGCUCCUGUGUCAGAUUCUAGUGUGGGGAUGCACAGAACUAGCGUUCCCACUAGCGCCUGCUAACGAUGACGUGAGGAGUGAGCUGCUGACGGUACUUCUUGGAGCCGUAUUGCCUAUCACGAUUGCCAUUAUAUCCACGUUUAUAUUGUCAAAGAGUGUUCUGGCAGUCGUUAUUCAUUAUAUCUCGGCUCUGUAUAUUAUUUGUCUUGAGCCCGUCAUUGCUCUGUCGAUGCAUCUAAAUAGGACGGAUAUGGAUCAGUACACGGCGGGUGGAUUUGGUGCCAUGUACGUCGUCAUGCUUGGCGCAACAGUUUUCUUCCUGAAGGUUCGCUUCCAAGUCGCAGCCGUUGUAGUAUUCGUUUGCUCGGUUGUGUGGUGGACGGUGUUUGGCAUUGACUAUAGUUCUCAGUCUGCCAUCUUGCAACAAUUGUAUAUAGUUAACGCCGUUGCACUCGCUCUGUCGUGUAUAGUGUGUCUCUUCAUGUCAUACGAAUUGGAGCGGUCGUCGAGACAAAGAUUCCAAUCUGAAAACAGGCUGUACAGACAGAUUGUGAAGCUUGAUACCCAACUCCGCUAUGUACAGAACCAAAUGACCCUGAAGUCGAACGAAUUCGACUCGCCUCUCGAAAAAGCCAUUAACGCCAUUCGCACUCUAUCGGCUGCACCGAGUGUACCGCUGGAGCAUAUAAGAACACUGUCAUUAAUCCUCGGCUGGCUGAAUGCGCCCAACUUGUUAUUACCCGAUUGGAAUGCAGCGUCAAAACAGAAUGAUGCCGAACAACGUAAAUGGCUGGCCGAAGUUGUUGGUGCCUCCAGCAAGCUUGUCUUCGAAACAGACGAUCUAGUCUCAAUAGCAGAAUCCGGAUCUUUAAGAAGUGUAGUGAACGAAGCAAACUUUUCAUCAUCACAGGCUGCGCUAAGAAGAGGAUCAGCACCAGCAUCUCUAAUACAUAUACAGCGAAAGAAAUUGGAAGUCCUGUCUCCGUUAUCACAGCCUCGAAACAUACCCAACACCAUAGCAUUACCAGUUACACCAUAUAUACCAACUAAAUCAUCACCAGGGGCACAAACAGUGUCUGAAUUGUAUACACCGCAAGUACUGGCUUGUCUGUCUAGAUUGUCUGAUUAUAAUUUCCCAAUGUUUGAGUUUAAUGAACUUACGCAGGGACAUGCCUUGCUAAUGUUACUGCAUUAUCUUUGUGUCGAGUCUGGACUACUGGUUAGACUAGGACUAGAUGCUAGUGUAUUCAUGGUUUUUGCUAAGAGAAUUGAAGAAGGAUACCAUGCAGAACAUCCAUUCCACAACUCUGUACAUGCAGCCGACGUGUUACAUACAAUCCAAUAUCUCACGAUGCUUCCUCAAGUAAUACGGCAUCUCUCAGACCUAGACCUAUUGUCGAUAUAUGUAGCAGCAGCCAUACACGACUACGAUCAUCCAGGCGUGACAAACAAGUACCUAUCAUCUAUAAACCACCCUCUAGCAAUCCGGUAUAAUAAUCAGUCAAUCCUGGAAUCUCAUCACGCCGCAUCAGGCAUGGAAGUUUUAGCUAUACCCGAAUGUGAUUUCCUAGCUACAAUGGAUCCGAGAAGACGAGAGUCUACCAAGAGUCUGAUUGUAGAGAUGGUAUUGGCUACUGAUUUAGCCAAACAUUCUGAAUUGCUGAGUAAAUGGAAGGUGCAGACGUUAUCGCUGGAUCAGUUUGAUCCAAAGAAUGUGGCGGAACAUAAGAUUAUACUUUUUCAGACUAUGAUCAAAUGCGCAGAUGUGGCAAACCCAACCAAAUCACACGAACUAUACAUGGUCUGGCUAGAUCGCAUAACAGCUGAAUUCACUUCCCAAGGAGAUCGCGAACGAGCACAUGGACUCCCUGUAUCUGCAUACAUGGAUCGUGAUCACCCUGAUGUAAAAGGAUGUCAAUUGUCAUUUUGUCAGUACAUAGUAGCACCAUUGUUUGAGGCCUUCCAUGCUAUUGCACCUUGUGAUGAGGUGAUGACCACAUUGAGGACUAAUGUUCAGCGCUGGGAAAAUACUGACGAUAACGAGGAGUGGUUGAAGAAAGUUGGCACGAACAUAUGA